This is a messenger RNA of Arabis nemorensis, 1245 nucleotides long. The record is from the annotation of a GenBank genome assembly. Lineage: Eukaryota; Viridiplantae; Streptophyta; Magnoliopsida; Brassicales; Brassicaceae.
AUGGCGAAUAAGCCUGAUCAUUCUCAUAACCAUCACCAAUCUUCGAGGAAGUUGAUGCUUGUACUGUAUUUCACGAGUGUUCUUGGGAUUGGAUUCGUUGCAGCUUUUCUUUUUGUAUCUUCUUCUAGAUUUCAUUCUCCGGCGUUUUUUCCCGUAAACCAACCGGAGAUUCAAAUUCCGAACAUCCAUUCCGACAUUGUUCGAAAGAGAAGCAAACAAUUGAAUGAUACAAAAGAUCAUGUCCGAUUGUUAUCAGCUACAUUUGCCGAUUUGCCGGCGCCGGAAUUACAAUGGGAGCAAAUGCCGUCAGCUCCAGUUCCUCGACUUGACGGAUACUCUGUACAAAUCAAAAACCUUUUGUAUGUCUUCUCUGGCUAUGGCAGUCUCGACUACGUUCAUUCUCAUGUGGAUGUGUUCAAUUUCACAGACAAUAAAUGGUGUGAGAGAUUCGACACUCCUAAAGAGAUGGCGAAUUCGCAUCUCGGGAUUGCGACGGAUGGAAGAUUCUUGUAUGUGAUUUCGGGGCAGUAUGGUCCUCAAUGUAGAGGACCCACUUCUCGUUCCUUUGUCUUGGACUCAACCACAAAGACGUGGCUUGAGUUCCCUUCACUACCAGCUCCAAGGUAUGCUCCUGCGACUCAGAUAUGGAGAGAGAGGCUACACGUGAUGGGCGGAAGCAAAGAGAAUCGCAAUGCGGUUGCUUUUGACCAUUGGAGCAUUGCUGUAAAAGACGGAAAAGCACUCGACGAAUGGCGGGAAGAGGUUCCAAUCCCUCGAGUUGCUAACGACAAACUACUUGUGAUUGGCGGUCAAGAAGGUGACUUCAUGGCGAAACCUAACUCACCCAUCUUCAAGUGCUCACGUAGACGCGAGAUCUUCAAUGGCGAGGUGUACAUGAUGGACGAGGAGAUGAAGUGGAAAAUGUUACCACCAAUGCCAAAGAACAAUUCUCACAUUGAAUCCGCGUGGGUCAUCGUCAAUAACUCGAUCAUUAUUGUCGGUGGAACCACGGAUUGGCAUCCAGUGACGAAAAGGCUUGUUCUAGUUGGAGAGAUUUUCCGGUUUCAGCUAGACACUUUGGCAUGGUCUGUGAUCGGACGGUUACCGUACCGUGUCAAAACUGCGUUGGCCGGAUUCUGGAAUGGUUAUUUGUACUUCACGUCAGGGCAACGCGAUAGAGGACCGGACAAUCCACUGCCUGGGAAAGUUAUUGGAGAAAUGUGGAGAACCAAGUUGAAGUUUUGA